CUCAAAAAAAUAAAAAAUAAAUAAAUAAGUGAGAAUGUCGAAGAAAUAGGAGAAAACUAAAAUGAGUAACAAAACAAAAUCAGAGAAGAAAGGCAGCCAUUAAUUAGAUGAACAACUAUCUAAUCAACUUCAAGUAGAUACCACCUAACCUAAUCUACCAAAAAUGAAAAAUACAAAUCCAAUUCGCACGAAAAAUGUCGGGCCGCUUUCUUCUUCCUCAACCCAUUUCCCCUCUUCCAAAUUCAAAUUAUUCAGACCUCCUAACGCCAUCCCAUCCCCGCCCAACGCAAUCCCCUCUCUCCCCAACAUCGGCGUCAUCGUCAUACGCGCCUCCAGGCCGAGAACAUCCCCUUCCUACUCCUCGAAGCCUCUGAAACGGCGAGCGGCGAGAGUCGAGAGGCAGCGCGAGAGUUGGGAGAGAAAUGAAGGGGACGAGUUUGACUGAGAAAAUGAGCCUUUUAUAUAAGUAGCCCAAAUUGAACAAUGAUAAAAAAAAGCCCAGAUUAAAGAAAUUAUGCAAUGAUAUAAAAAGCCCAGUUACUAGUGGAUCGCAGCCCAUUUUUCCUCUAGGGUUUGCCCUAUUUUAGCAUUCUUUUUCUGCUUCUCCCCUCCCGUCCCCUCCCUCUUGUCUACCCCACCCCGUCGGACUCCUCCUGCUGAGCGCGCCGGAAUUUCGUGAAAAUGGUUUUUGUCAAAGCCCAAAAAUCGAAAGCUUACUUCAAGCGUUUCCAAGUUAAGUACAAGAGAAGAAGAGAGGGAAAGACUGACUAUCGGGCAAGGAUUCGCAUGAUCAAUCAGGAUAAGAACAAGUACAACACGCCAAAGUUUCGCUAUGUUGUGCGAUUUACCAAUAAGGAUAUAAUUUGCCAGAUUUUGUCAUCUAGCAUCGCUGGUGAUCACGUCCUUGCUGCUGCGUAUGCGCAUGAGCUGCCUCAUUAUGGCCUAGAAGUUGGGCUAACCAACUAUGCUGCGGCUUACUGCACUGGACUUCUUUUGAGUCGUCGUGUCCUGAAGACACUUGAAUUGGAUGAGGAGUACGAAGGAAAUGUGGAGGCAACAGGAGAGGACUAUUCUGUUGAGCCUGCUGAAAGCAGAAGGCCGUUCCGUGCCCUUUUGGAUGUUGGCCUCAUCAAAACUACUACUGGAAAUCGUGUUUUUGGUGCCCUCAAGGGUGCUCUGGAUGGUGGACUUGACAUCCCGCACAGUGAUAAGAGAUUUGCUGGAUUUAGCAAGGACAGCAAGCAGCUCGAUGCCGAAGUGCACCGCAAGUACAUUUAUGGGGGGCAUGUUGCUUCCUACAUGCGGACUCUGAUUGAAGAUGAACCUGAGAAGUACCAGUCUCACUUUAGUGAGUACAUUAAGAGGGGUAUUGAGGCAGAUAACAUUGAAGAGGUGUACAAGAAGGUUCAUGCAGCAAUUCGUGCUGACCCAACACCUAAGAAAUCUGAAAAGAAGCAGCCAACAGAGCACAAGAGGUACAACCUUAAGAAGCUAACUUAUGAGGAGAGGAAGAACAAGUUGAUUGAGAGGUUAAAUGCUUUGAAUGCUGCUGCUGGAAAUGAUGAUGAUGAGGAGGAGGAGGAAGAUGAUGAGUGAACCGUCGAUGAUAGACAGUAGUGUGUGAUAUCCGGGCAAACUUUUGCUUUGUUGUGGUAAUCCGAUGGAUGCUUCAAUUUUCGUAGGGGUAUGACAAUUUUUUGUUGACAAGAUUUCAUUACAAGAAUUGAUCCACUCGUGUCUAGACUGUCAAUCAUCUGUUCUAGUCUUUUUCUCCAGAUGAAAAUCUACUAGAUGUGGUGAGUUUGAACUCUAUCCUUAUCAGAGUUCUUAAUAAUUUUUUCUGGUUAUUA
This is a messenger RNA of Salvia miltiorrhiza (redroot sage), 1850 nucleotides long. Its product is annotated as 60S ribosomal protein L5-like. Gene Ontology annotation, molecular function: 5S rRNA binding; structural constituent of ribosome. Bases 682 to 1596 code for a protein of 304 amino acids. The transcript has 9 exons. The record is from RefSeq and is a predicted model, not a curated record. Gene Ontology annotation, biological process: ribosomal large subunit assembly; translation. Lineage: Eukaryota; Viridiplantae; Streptophyta; Magnoliopsida; Lamiales; Lamiaceae. Gene Ontology annotation, cellular component: cytosolic large ribosomal subunit; ribosome.